Molecule: messenger RNA, 1117 nt
Organism: Populus trichocarpa (black cottonwood)
Lineage: Eukaryota; Viridiplantae; Streptophyta; Magnoliopsida; Malpighiales; Salicaceae
Exons: 3
Coding region: 328-576 (82 amino acids)
Biological process (GO): developmental process
Source: RefSeq, a predicted model, not a curated record
AAUUUGCUCAUUGUAACCUGCCUCCUGCUGCUACCCCUUUUGUCUAUUCCAUUUCCAUCGCCGUUAUCAUCAACCCCUUCGGCUUUCUUUGAUCUACUCCCUUCUCUCUCUCUCUCUCUCUCUCCCUUCUUUUUUCCUGGUGUGUUUUCUUUGCCUUUCUCUGUUCUAGUUGUUUUCUUCUGAUCGAUCUUGGAAUAUUCAGGCUUGUUCUGCCUCCAGAAUCGUGAUUUAAUUUCUUGAUCAUAAAAGAUAGAGUAGGGUGUAUAUAUAUAUUGUUUGUAGCUACUAGUUACAUACAUACAUAUUUAUAUAAAGAGAGAGGAGGACAUGGGUGAUUCUUCUGCUUCAUACAUCCACAUGGUGCACCAUCUAAUAGAAGAGUGCAUCAUAUUCAACAUGAGCAAAGAAGAGUGCAUGGAAGCUCUGUCCAAGCAUGCUGACAUCAAACCUGUCAUUACUUCCACAGUAUGGAAGGAGUUGGAGAAAGAAAACAAGGAGUUCUUCGAGGCCUACGAGAAGAGAAGAGGAGAGAAAGCUGUUCAAGAAGGGGAUAAAAGCACGGGAUCCAAGACAUGAGUAAUUCUCAUCUCAUCUUUCCAGGUUAAUGGAGUAAAUAGCAUCAGCAGCAGCUGCUGCUGCUAAAACUUGAUUGUCAAAUUAAUAAAUAACGCUGUAUUUUGGCUAGAAUCUUCGAGUUUGCUAUCUGGCCAAACAGUAGCUGCAGCCUGAAGGUUCUUUCAGUAAUAUGCAUGGCAACUCUAGGGCAGAUUAAUAUUUAGAUAGCAAUCCUAGUAAAAAUAAGAAGAAAAAAAGCUCCUCCUAUCCAAAAUAUCAUAAGAUCAGGCGCCGCACGGUCCUAAAGCGAAAUGGACUGCCAAAACGGUGUAGUGUAGCGAGUCCUGUUUUGAUGUCAUAUUGGGAAUUGCGUGUCAACAUGUGGGAGUAGCAUGCGGUCAGGGGGUUGCAUGGAACCAUGACACGUUGUGUUAACGUGGCACCGCCCUCUUGACCUCUCUCUUCUAUAACGUCUGCGUCCGUUCGCCUCUGGCUCCCUCUGCCUUGUAAAUUUUUUGAUUUAGCUACCCAAUGAAAUUUGUUGUGUUGCAAUUUGCAUGUA